Messenger RNA from Zygotorulaspora mrakii, 1008 nucleotides. RefSeq names its product replication factor C subunit 3 (gene RFC3). NCBI's taxonomy places the organism in Eukaryota, Fungi, Ascomycota, Saccharomycetes, Saccharomycetales, Saccharomycetaceae. The record is from RefSeq and is a predicted model, not a curated record. The coding region runs from base 1 to 1008 and encodes 335 amino acids. The transcript has a single exon. Gene Ontology annotation, biological process: DNA repair; DNA-templated DNA replication. Gene Ontology annotation, cellular component: nucleus; DNA replication factor C complex; Ctf18 RFC-like complex. Gene Ontology annotation, molecular function: ATP hydrolysis activity; DNA binding; ATP binding.
AUGUCUGAUACAUAUUACGCUAUCAAUGAUGAUAAUCUGCCAUGGGUAGAAAAGUAUAGACCAGAGACGCUAGAUGAUGUUUACGGGCAAUCUACAGUUGUCACGACAAUCCGCAAAUUCAUUGAGGAAGGUAAGUUGCCCCACCUGCUUUUCUAUGGUCCUCCCGGUACGGGUAAAACGUCUACUAUAGUAGCAUUAGCGCGAGAGAUAUAUGGCAAGAACUACUCUAAUAUGGUAUUGGAACUAAACGCAUCUGACGAUAGAGGUAUUGACGUCGUGAGAAAUCAGAUAAAAGAUUUUGCAUCGACAAGACAGAUUUUUUCGAAAGGGUUCAAAUUGAUCAUUCUUGAUGAAGCGGAUGCAAUGACAAAUGCUGCACAAAAUGCAUUGAGGAGAAUCAUCGAAAAAUACACCAAGAACACAAGGUUCUGCAUCUUGGCAAAUUAUGUACAUAAACUAACACCCGCGUUAUUGAGUAGAUGCACAAGGUUUAGAUUUCAGCCUUUACCAAGAGAGGCACUGGAUCGCAGAAUGAACAUGGUAUUGAUUAAUGAACAUUUAAAGAUAACUUCAGAAGCAAGGGACGCGUUGUUGAAACUAUCCAGAGGCGAUAUGAGACGUGUGCUGAACGUCCUACAGGCCAGUAAGUCUACGCUGGAUGACCCCAUCAACGAAGAGAUAACGGCCGACGUAAUAUAUGAGUGCUGUGGUGCCCCAAGACCUGCCGAUAUCGAGACAAUCCUGGAGUCCAUUUUGAAGGAUGACUGGACGACGGCGUACUACACGCUGACAAAGCUGUGUAGCACGAAGGGACUGGCCCUAGUCGACCUGCUCGAAGCGAUAUCUGAGGUUUUGGAACAGUACGAACUACAAAAUGAAGAGACUAGAAUCGAAUUACUGACGAAAAUGGCCGAUAUCGAGUAUUCUAUUUCCAAAGGUGGAAACGAUAAGAUACAAAGCAGUGCAUUAAUAGGUGCCAUAAAGACGAGUUUCGAGAAUGAAGUAUGA